Messenger RNA from Odobenus rosmarus divergens (Pacific walrus), 1960 nucleotides. RefSeq names its product DENN/MADD domain containing 6B (gene DENND6B). Gene Ontology annotation, molecular function: guanyl-nucleotide exchange factor activity. The record is from RefSeq and is a predicted model, not a curated record. Bases 36 to 1778 code for a protein of 580 amino acids. The transcript is spliced from 20 exons. NCBI's taxonomy places the organism in Eukaryota, Metazoa, Chordata, Mammalia, Carnivora, Odobenidae. Gene Ontology annotation, cellular component: recycling endosome.
CCCGGCAACGCGCGGCCGGCGCAGUCCCCGCAGCCAUGGACCCGCUGUCCGGCGCCGGGCCUCGCCGGGCUCGCGGCCGCCUGGGCGCGGCGUCCCCCGGAGCGCGGGCUGCGACGGCGCCCUGGGCGCGCUUCUCGGCCUGGCUGGAGUGCGUGUGCGUGGUCACCUUCGACCUGGAGCUGGGCCAGGCGCUCGAGCUGGUGUACCCCAGUGACUUCCGGCUCACGGACAAGGAGAAAAGCAGCAUCUGCUACCUGUCCUUCCCUGACUCCCACUCAGGCUGCCUCGGAGACACUCAGUUCAGCUUCCGCAUUCGGCAGUGUGGCAGACAGAAGAGUCCAUGGCAUGCCGAGGACUGGCACUACAACAGUGGGGCGCCCGUGUCGUUGCAAAGGGAGCCAGCACACUACUUUGGUUACGUGUACUUCAGGCAGGUGAAGGACAGCUCCGUGAAGAGGGGCUACUUCCAGAAGUCUCUGGUGCUGGUGUCCCGCCUGCCGUUUGUCCGGCUAUUCCAGGCGCUCCUGAGCCUGAUUGCCCCCGAGUGCUUCGACAAGCUGGCCCCCUGCCUGGAAGCGGUGUGCAACGAGAUUGACCAGUGGCCAGCCCCCAUGCCUGGGCAGACCCUGAACCUGCCUGUUAUGGGAGUCGUCCUCCAGGUUCACGUCCCGUCCAGGGUGGACAGGCCUGAGCACGGUCCUCCGAAGCAGUGUAGCCAUGAGAACCUGCUGCCCGCCCCCGUGGUCCUCACCAGCGUCCAUGAACUGGACCUGUUCAGGUGCUUCCAGCCUGUGCUGACCCACGUGCAGACUCUGUGGGAGCUCAUGCUCCUCGGGGAGCCCCUGGUGGUCCUGGCACCCUCGCCCGCCAUGUCCUCAGAGAUGGUGCUGGCCUUAAUCAGCUGUCUGCAGCCCCUCAAGUUCUGCUGUGACUACCGCCCCUACUUCACCAUCCAUGACAGCGAGUUCAAGGAGUUCACCACGCGCACGCAGGCCCCACCAAACGUGGUCCUGGGAGUCACAAACCCUUUCUUUAUCAAAACACUCCAGCACUGGCCCCACAUCCUCCGUGUUGGAGAGCCCAAGAUGUCAGGGGAUCUUCCUAAGCAGGUCAAGCUGAAAAAGCCCUCUAGGCUGAAGACCCUUGACACCAAGCCAGGCCUCUACACCACGUACUCGGCCCACCUCCACCGGGACAAGGCACUGCUCAAGCGGCUGCUCAAGGGGCUGCAGAAGAAGAGGCCCUGGGACACACAGACAGCACUGCUGAGACGGCACCUCCUGGAGCUCACGCAGAGCUUCAUCAUCCCCCUGGAGCACUACAUGGCCAGCCUCAUGCCCCUGCAGAAGAGCAUCACACCCUGGAAGACUCCUCCCCAGAUCCGCCCUUUCCGCCAGGAUGACUUCCUGCGUAGCCUGGAGCACGCAGGGCCCCAGCUCACCUGCAUCCUCAAGGGCGACUGGCUGGGCCUCUACAGGCGGUUUUUCAAGUCCCCCCACUUUGACGGCUGGUACCGGCAGCGGCACAAAGAGAUGGCCCAGAAGCUGGAGGCCUUGCACCUUGAGGCUAUCUGUGAGGCGAACAUCGAGACUUGGAUGAAGGACAAGUCUGAGGUGGAGGUCGUGGACCUGGUCCUGAAACUUCGGGAGAAGCUGGUGCAGGCACAGGGCCACCAGCUCCCAGUGAAGGAGGCAGCACUGCAGCGGGCACAGCUGCACAUCGAGACUGUCAUCGGCUCUUUGCCCAAGGACCUGCAGGCUGUCCUGUGCCCUCCCUAGGACAGGGCCAAGGGGCGAGGUCCAGGGGCCUGGGUCUGGCCAAGCUUCCUUCUCCUCGGUGAGAGGUGGCCCCAGCCAGGCACGAGCUCCCGACCCGAGCUCCCCGCAGCUGCUGUCUAGCCUUGGCCAUCCCCGUCGGCACCCGUGUUGUUUCAGCAGUAAAGGUGGCAUUUGGAACCACA